AUGACAGAGAAAACCCUUCAAGGAGAAAACAUCUCUUCCUCACCUAAAAGGUUGGAAGGAAAAGUUGCCCUUGUGACCGGCGGUGCUAGAGGAAUUGGUGAGGCAAUAGUGAGACUCUUCGUUCGACAUGGAGCCAAGGUCAUUAUCGCCGACAUUGAUGAUGCUACUGGCCUUCCUCUAGCUAACCUGUUACACCCCUCCACAGUGUACGCGCACUGUGACGUGACCGUAGAAGGGGACAUCGAAAAUUCAAUCAAUCUAGCAGUUUCCCAGUACGGAAAACUCGACAUUCUCUUCAAUAAUGCUGGGGUCCUCGGAAAUCAAUCCAAGAACAAGAUCUGCAUAGCCAAUUUCGAUGCCGAUGAGUUUGAUCAUAUCAUGCGCGUCAACGUGAGAGGAGUUGCCUUAGGAAUGAAGCAUGCAGCGAGAGUAAUGGUGCCUAAGAGAAGUGGCUGCAUCAUAUCCACCGCCAGUGUAGCUGGCCUCAUGGGAGGCCUUGGCCCGCAUGCAUACACAGCUUCAAAGCACGCCAUUGUAGGGCUUACAAAAAACACAGCUUGUGAGCUGGGCAGGUAUGGGAUUAGGGUUAACUGCAUCUCCCCAUUCGGAGUGGCCACUUCCAUGCUUGUAAACGCAUGGAGGAAGUCUGAGGAAGAAGAUGAUGGUGAAGAAUGCUUACAUUUUCAAGCACCUUGUGAGAAAGAAGUAGAGGAAAUGGAAGAGUUUGUAGGUGGGAUAGCCAAUUUGAAGGGUGUUAAGCUCAGGGCUGAAUGUAUAGCUGAGGCUGCAGUCUAUCUUGCUAGUGAUGAAUCAGAGUAUGUAAGUGGCCAUAACCUUGUUGUGGAUGGUGGAGUUACCACCUCAAAAAACUUUGUGGGCUUGUAG
Molecule: messenger RNA, 885 nt
Organism: Vitis vinifera (wine grape)
Lineage: Eukaryota; Viridiplantae; Streptophyta; Magnoliopsida; Vitales; Vitaceae
Product: short-chain dehydrogenase reductase 2a
Exons: 2
Coding region: 1-885 (294 amino acids)
Molecular function (GO): oxidoreductase activity, acting on the CH-OH group of donors, NAD or NADP as acceptor
Source: RefSeq, a predicted model, not a curated record